This is a messenger RNA of Knipowitschia caucasica, 309 nucleotides long. Lineage: Eukaryota; Metazoa; Chordata; Actinopteri; Gobiiformes; Gobiidae. The record is from the annotation of a GenBank genome assembly.
AUGGGCCUGGAGAGACUGAAGUCCCGGGGUUUUUUGACGCUGCUGGUGCGUGUGGGGCUUGUGGUCUGCGCGGUGGGACUGUGCGUGCAUGUUUACCUGGAGAUGACUCUGAGGCAUCAUACUGUGGCCCCAGCGCACGGACACACCGCUCAGGCCAAUGGGAGCGGAGCCAAAGAGGAGUCUGCUGCGGAGGCUCCUGAGGACAGCAGCCUGGAGGGAAAGAUGUCCCAAGUCAGGAUGCUCAAGAAGGAGAGCUUAAGAGAUGUGCACACAGCUCUGCAUCACAGAAAGGUGAGGUGUAGUAGAUGA